Molecule: messenger RNA, 2508 nt
Organism: Coccidioides posadasii C735 delta SOWgp
Lineage: Eukaryota; Fungi; Ascomycota; Eurotiomycetes; Onygenales; Onygenaceae
Source: RefSeq, a predicted model, not a curated record
AUGGCUCGGAGAGUCACGCCAGGCCGGCGCUCAACUACGCCAUCCAUGACAGAGUACCUCAACGAAAAUAUUCAAACAGUCGCUGACCUACAAUCGUUGGACUCUCUUCUGGAGAGCCUUCAAAAGCAGCAGGAGCUCCAGAAACAGCAGUUACGAGAAGCGGAAGAGAUUUUAAGCAAAGCGACCGAGGCAUCGAAACAGCACACUGAAACAGUGCGAAGACGGGCCGAAGCCUUCAAUGAGCAACAAAACGACAUAGAUAGACGGCUUGUGGAAGUUACCCAGUCGAAAAGCAGUGAUGAAGCAACGCGGAAAUUCGAGGCCAGUAUGGAGAAACUUGGGAGGCUGGAAAUCGCAAAAGGAUAUAUGGAGCUGCUAGGCAGGGUGAAUCGCAUCAGCGAAGACACGUUAUCCGUGAUACAAUGGUCUCCAAAUGAUGCGUUAAGUUUAUAUUCCGAAGUAAGAGCUCUGGCUUCCUCACUGGUGUCUGUCCAGGUGGCAGCUGAAGGUGCUGCUCCUCACCUUAUAGACUACACUACUAAGCUGGUAGGAAGUCUAAAGGAUGCGCUGCAGAAGGAAUAUUCGGGUAAGCUGCGCGCUGUCCUUGAGAAAAUGAAAUGGCCUUCAAAGGAACUUCAAGUGGACGACGCUCUAGUGAGGCAAUGGGCGGACUGGUUUGAAUUAUUGCUCCGCUUGCAAGAACCAAAAUUCAUGAAUUGCAGGGACGUCAUUCCCCAAAUUGAACUGCUUCAAAACGAAGCCCAAUACCAGGAAACCCCAGCCCUACUCCCUUUAGAGGAAAUGGUGUCUCCGCUGAACCUCCGAUUCAGGUACCACUUUAGCGGCGACAAGCCAACCAAUAGGUUAGACAAACCCGAAUACUUCCUCUCACAUAUAAUCGACCUUAUCAAUACUUAUAGCGACUUUUUUAUGACGUAUCUUCAGCCCAUCCUCAAUAGACGGGCACAAGAUUGUGAUUCGCGACUUAUACCAUUUUACUCGAAUGCGAUUUUCUCCUACAUAACGGCGCUGUUGCCGAUGGCACGACACAAAAUUAACUCAACUCUCCCACAUAUUGCAAAUCACUCUCAGUUACUGAGCCAUUUUAUACAUGAAUUAAUGCAAUUUGACAACGAUGUACGCGAAAUAUGGGGCUACUCACCUGCCUUCAAAGAGGAUCGCGGUUGGAAAGGGCUAACUUGGGAAGUUCUCGUGAAGCAAGAUUGGUUCGCUCAGUGGCUCCAGGUUGAAAAAGACUUUGCUCUCUCCCGCUAUCAGGAUAUCAUCGAUGCGCCUGAUAGUGGUGAAAUUGAUUACGACGGAGUUGAAGCCACAGCAACGAAACCUACCAAGGCAGCAAUUCGUGUCAAUGACCUCCUUGAGACAAUUACAGACAGAUAUCGACCACUGUCUUCUUUUAGCCAAAAGCUUCGCUUUCUCAUUGAUAUUCAAAUUACAAUAUUCGACCUCUUUCAUGAGAGGUUACAUUCCGGACUUGAAGCCUAUCUUGCGAUGAAAUCAACAAUUGGUCGGACAGUGCAAGGCUCUUCCGCAAGCCAGGUCAGUCUGGAAGGUAUUGCGGGGCUUGAAAGGCUCUGUAGAAUAUUUGGCAGCGCCGAGUAUUUGGAAAAGAAGAUGCAAGACUGGAGUGAUGAUGUCUUUUUCCUAGAACUUUGGUAUGAGCUGCAGGAUCGUGUCGACCAAAAUGCCCGAAGCGGCAGGCCUGUGGCGGGAUCCAUGUCCAUUUCCGACGUCGCGGCCCGCACGUCGUCGUCCAUCACGGAUAGCAAUGCCGAUCACGGUGCUGGAGGCAUUGAAGGCGCAUUGUUUGAUGAAACUUCCUCAGCGUAUCGUCGCAUUAGGAUCCGAUCUGAGUCAAUUAUUGUUUCCACCUUGACAUCAAGUAUGCAAACGUCACUCAAAGCGUAUUCUCGAUCUUCUAAUUGGGCGUCAUUGGCACCUUCUUCUGACAAUGAAUCUACAAUUACACCCUCCGUCGAGCUAGCUAUGUUUACCCGGAACCUUACCGCUGAGGUCAAGUUCCUGUCGCGAGUCCUCGCUCCUGCGCCUCUAAAACGUAUUGCCAGACAGCUUCUGCUGUCAAUUCAGACGUAUCUUUGGGAUAAUAUCCUUAUGCGACAUAGCUUUUCAGCUGCCAGGGCUACUCAGUUACGGAUUGAUUUCGAGCAUACAUGUACGACUUUUGACGCAGCUCUCGGGGUACCAGCUGGUAAAAUUGAGGCGAAGAAAAUCGCCCAAAAAUUAGCAGAAGGCCUAUUGCUCUUGGAACUAAAUAUCAAUCCUAAAGAUAGCGUACGAGAGGCGGAAGAAACUGAUAAGAGAAAUGGCGAUGGCAUCCAUCCAAACUUGGGUCUUUGGGAGGUAGAGAAGGGUCUAUUUGCUAGCAAUGAAAGCGCCCGGGAAGUUCUAAAAUCUUUGGGAAUAGAAGUUUUAACGGAAGCACAGGCGAGAGCAACAUUGGAGAGGCGGGUCGAACUUCGCGGUUAA